This is a messenger RNA of Oncorhynchus tshawytscha (Chinook salmon), 3513 nucleotides long. RefSeq names its product gamma-sarcoglycan. The transcript is spliced from 8 exons. Gene Ontology annotation, biological process: heart contraction; cardiac muscle tissue development. The record is from RefSeq and is a predicted model, not a curated record. Lineage: Eukaryota; Metazoa; Chordata; Actinopteri; Salmoniformes; Salmonidae. Gene Ontology annotation, cellular component: sarcoglycan complex; sarcolemma. Bases 242 to 1111 code for a protein of 289 amino acids.
AAUCAAAAUAAGGGAAGCCCAAGGUAGAGAGAGAGGCACAUUUGAUAUGCAGGAAGUGGGAGCGCCAUCUCAUGGUGAUUAGUUGGGGCAGUUCCAUGGCUAGAUUUAUGGCACGCAGCUGUUGAACGCCUGACAGACAUCCGAGGCAAGGGAUCCACUGCUGCUACCCCUUUUACUGCUGCUUCAGAAGAGCUCUGUUUGCUACUGGAGAGGGAGCUCGUUGUCUCAGCACACAAAGCAGAUGGUGAGGGAGCAGUAUGUCAACACCACCCAGGACAGCAGUGUCCCUGCCCCGGUCCCUGACUCAAUCUAUAAGAUCGGGAUCUACGGUUGGAGGAAGCGCUGCCUCUACCUGUUUGUCCUGCUGCUCAUUAUCAUCCUCACUGUGAACUUUGCCCUUACCAUAUGGAUCCUCCGGGUCAUGUGGUUUAACACGGAAGGGAUGGGACACCUAAAAGUAACAUCGGACGGAGUGAGGCUUGAGGACGGCGAGUCAGAGUUCCUCUUUCCUCUCUACGCCCAAGAGAUCCACUCCAGAGAGGACUCCUCUCUCUUGGUGAACUCGUCUGAAAACGUCACCCUCAAUGCCCGCAAUGAAAAUAAUGAUGUCACAGGAAGUCUCUCUGUAGGUCCAGAUGUGGCCCAGGGAAAUGCACAGAAUUUUAUCAUCAGCUCCAACACCAAGACGCUGUUUUCUGCAGAUGACAAAGAGGUGGUUGUUGGGACAGACAAGCUCCGUGUCACAGGUCUAGAAGGUGCCCUGUUUGAACACUCUGUAGAGACGCCCCUGCUCAAAGCUGAGCCCUUCAAAGACUUGAGGCUGGAGUCUCCAACCCGCUCUCUCAGCAUGGAUGCACCAAAGGGAGUCUUUGUCAAAGCACUGGCCGGGAACAUCGAGGCUGCAUCUAACAUGGAUUUUCUAUUGCACUCCAGUGAAGGACUGGUGAUUCUGGAUGCCGAGACAGUGCGUCUGCCUAAUCUCCCCCUGGGACAAGGAGGUGUGUCUGGAAACGCUCAGGUACUCUACGAAGUGUGUGUUUGUCCCAGCGGAAAGCUGUUCCUGUCCAAGGCCGGGGUCACCUCCACGUGCAGCGAAAGCCAAGAGUGCUAGUGAGCGUCUUUGGCAUCAGAUUAUACCCUGGUAAAUGAAAAUGCCUUUAUAUUGGGUACUCUGAAACACUUUCAUAUGAAUCCUCAAAAAGGCAAAACCACAACUUAACAAAACUGCCAGUUAAACUGCAGACAUAUCCUCCUAAGUAAUUAUUUCAUGGUGCAUGGUUAAAUUUGAGACCAUUUUACUAUGUAACUGAAACAGUGACAUGACAACUUUAUACCACAAUAAGCAGUAUAGUUGUUGAUACCAUCUUAUGUUUACACUGAGUUGAGAUUGUUUAUUUUAUAAUUAUGGUAUUAUGGCUGGGCAAUAAGGAGCUGGUUAACAGAUUACAUCCUAUGCAAUAUGUUUUUUUUAUAUGCAAUAAUAUAGGACUUUGUGUGGGCCCAGUUUCCUGGACCCAGAUGAAGCCUUGUCUGCAAUGGAGAAUCUCCCAUUGAAAGUGAUUUUUAGUGUAGGCUUAAUCGGGGGCUGGGAAACCGGCCCGUAGUGUAUUAAUAUGUUGUGCAUAUGAGCAGAAAAGCAUUAUAUGAUCUAGUCUGUAGAUAAGCUGAGUAUACCAAACAUUAGGAACACCUUCCUAAUAUUUUUGAUACACACAGGAAACUGUUGAGUGUGGAAAAACCCAGCAGCGUUGCAGUACUUGAAACGAACCAGUGCGCUUGCCACCUACUACCAUACCCCGUUCAAAGGCACUUUUAAUUAUGUUGUCUUGCCUAUUGACGCUCUGAAUGGCACACAUACACAAUCCUUACCUCAAUUGUCUCAAAGCUUAAAAAUCCUUCUUUAACCUGUAUUCCCCCUUCAUCUACACUGAUUUAAAGUGGAUUUGACAUCAAUAAGAGGUCAAUAGCUUUCCUCUGGAUUCACCUGGUCAGUUUGUCAUGAAAAGAGCAAGUGUUCUUAUUGUUUUGUAUACUAAGUGUAUAAUAUAGUUAGUACAAAUACAACCUAGUUAUUGUCUAAGAAAUAGAGUAGAAAAUAGAGGUACAGUUGAAUGUGUUUGUUACACAUUCAUUAUGCAACAUUGAGCAAUCUGAUACAUCUGAUCCUGUUGCUCGAGAUUUUAAAAGUUACUGUUUUCCCAAGUACUUAAUUUCAUCUCACAGUUCACCAGCUGCCACUGUUUGUUUUUUUUCAUUUAUGCAUUUACUGUGUGAAAUGUUUUUAUAUUGGGGUUUCGAGUAUAGUCAAACUAAUCAGUAUUAUAAGUAAUAACUUUGUAAUAAUGGGAAAUUAAAGGGAUAGUGCAACAUUUUGGCAACUUUUUCUACUUACCCAGUCAGAUGCACUCAUGGAUACGAUUUGGAUGUGUCUGCUGCAGUUUGAAGGAAGUCGAAGGUACUUUCUGGAGCCAUUGCUAACGAGUGCAAUGACUGGAAGUGUACAGGAACAGCAAGCAUGCAUUUUCAACACUCUCUCAAAUGUUCUAUAUUUUGUUUAUCAAUACAUCAUUGUGUUUCUAUCUUCUGUCUUGGUAUAGGCUCUGAAAUGAAAUAGGCUAUGUCGCACUCCUAAUACGAUUGCACUGCAAUACUGUAGCCUACCCAUAGCCUACUGUCACAUACUAUCAAGGCUACCGGUCUAUUCACUUUCGAGCAUGCUUGGCUAUUUAAUUAGCGAUUGAUAAAUGGUAGCCUACUAUUUGUUGUAUAGCGAGAAUAAUUUAAAUCAGUUAUGUCAGAAAAGGAGACAUCCUGCAAUAUGAUUAUGAUUUAGGCCUAUAUAAUAAAAGUCAAAUAAAUAUUAGACAGCAUGCUGCGAUCUCCUUACCAAUGGCAAAUGCAACUGUUUUAUCAUUAGGCCUACAUUUGAAUGUUUUUUAUUUCCCUACCAUUAUAAUUCCUGCGCAUCAAACACCUCCCAUUUUCCCCAAACAAACAAUAAGCCUAUUUGUUGCAAUACAGUUGAUCAACCUUUGAAGAGUUGCGCACACACAUGGUUUGGGAUUUGCGUGGAGAUAUGCACACUUUCCUGUCAUGUUCACAAUUGAUAAAUACCAACCUUUGCAGAAAAAGUGGCAUACGCAAGGUUUAGAGUAUUUUUUUGUGCACACACACCUUUGAUAAAUGAGGCCCCUGUAGCCUGUGUUCUACUACUUUUGGGAAUAUUUAUUGUACAUUUAGAUUUGAUCAAAAAUGUUAGCUUGUUAGUUAUAUUGUCACCACUUUGACUCUGACAUAGAUUCUAAUGCAUUACUGUUCACUGUUAACCCAUGUUUUAUGUGCGUUUGCUUGUACUUGUACAGCACGGUAUGAAAGUUAAUAUUGUGAAGUUGACGAUGUUUUGAUAAAUUGUGGAACGUGUGCCAGGUUUUGUAUGUUUGAAUAAAACAUUUGUGCUAUUCUUGUAAAAAGCUACUGUCUUUAACAUAAUAAAAUGUAUACCAUUGUUUGAAA